Liolophura sinensis is the source of this 9757-nucleotide messenger RNA. RefSeq names its product protocadherin Fat 4-like. Gene Ontology annotation, biological process: neuron projection development; multicellular organism development; cell migration. Gene Ontology annotation, molecular function: calcium ion binding; cadherin binding; beta-catenin binding. Lineage: Eukaryota; Metazoa; Mollusca; Polyplacophora; Chitonida; Chitonidae. The transcript has 22 exons. Gene Ontology annotation, cellular component: catenin complex; plasma membrane. The coding region runs from base 233 to 9343 and encodes 3036 amino acids. The record is from RefSeq and is a predicted model, not a curated record.
UAUCACCAUGGCGGAUGAAUAGUAAAGGUGGCGCUAAACUUUGACAUUCCUGCAAAGUACCCGAAAGCAGAUUCUGUAAAGAUGAGAGGGAUGAACAGUCGUAUAAUAGAGAGCACAACAGAGUUGCAAGAUGUCAAAACAUAACACAUAUGUGAAGGGUUUACUGGAUAGGUGAUGCUACCAGUAUUAUGGUAGUCACUCAGCUCAGUUCAGAAAGAAGGACCCAUCAGAGAUGCAGGCUAGGAACACAUUGUGGCUGUUGGUCCUGCUUGGGAUGUUAUCUUCUUCAGAGUGUGCUCCUACCAUCAGUGGACCUCUGUCCAUCUCUAUUUCUGAGGAAGCUACCAUUGGCAGUUUUGUCACAGGUUUAUUCGACGUGACACCUGGAGAUCCAGCAGAUGUGUUGGUGCACUCGUUGACAGGAAGUGACACUGGCUACUUCGAAAUCAACGCUGCCUCCGGUGUGCUCAGGGUGGUGACAAGACUGGACAGGGACGCAGUUACUGCCAGGACCGUGUUCAAUGACCUGCUGCUGACCGUCACUGACCAGUUGGGGGCUGCGGCCACAGCCAGUCUGACUAUCACCAUCACUGAUCUCAAUGACAACGUGCCCAGCUUCGUACCCACUAUCUACUAUGUGACAUUUGAUGAGAAUACAGCACCAGGUCAGAAUCUGGUGACACUGGUUUGUACAGACCCAGACACCACCCCUGGUAAUGGUGACAUCACUUAUGCCAUCGCAGGAGGGGAUGAUGCCACCCCCAAAUUCACGCUGUCUGCUAACAUACUUCAGACGUCUGCUAACAGCAUAGACUAUGAGGCUUUGUCAGGCCAGGAUUACAUGUAUGAGCUGAUUGUGACGGGUACAGAUGGAGGAGCCCCGCCCAACACUGGAUCUGCCUCCAUCAUCAUACACGUAAACCCGGUCAAUGAUGAUAACCCAGUUUGGGGCAGUUUCUCCCCGGCUUAUAUCAGUGCAACUAGCCCAUAUAACAUCCUGGAGACCAUUGCACCUGGAAAUAAUGUCGUGAUGAUAAUGGCCACAGAUGUUGAUCAUGGUCCAGAUGGUUUAGUCACCUAUUCAGUUGCAGAUAUCUUAGAGAAUGGAGCUAAUUCAGUAAACAAUAUAUUCAGAGUGGACGCAGUGUCUGGUCAGUUGAUGACCAAUGCCUGGUUAGACUGUGACUUGGGCGUGCAGUACUAUGACGUGGUGGUGCAAGCCUCUGACCAAGGCAUCCCAGCCAAGAGCACGCAGCGGUCAAUCAGAAUUGGGCUGCUUGAUGUUAACGACAAUUCUCCCAUGUUCAGCCAGCCUGUAUAUAGACUGCCUGUCAGUGAGGAUGUAACUGUGUCCUCAUCACUCAUGACCAUGCUAGCCACAGACAAAGACCCAUCCUCCAUACUCACCUACUCCAUUGUAAAUGGUAAUGAAGCCUUAAAGUUUAAGCUAGUGGGCGGGGCAGAGCUCCAGUUGCAAAAUGCCAUUAACCUGGACAGGCCCAAUUACGACCCCAUUGAGUAUAAACUGGUUAUUGAGGUGGUGGACGGAGGUAGUCCAGAGUUGACCGCAUCCACCACUGUGGUCAUCACAGUUAUCCCUAGCAAUGAUUAUGCACCAGAUUUCCCAGCCACAACGCAACUUAAUUUUCAGGCACUUGAGUCAUCCCCAAUAGGACAUUCCGUGACAACAGUCUCAGCUGAGGAUUUUGACUACGGAAACCAGGGAGUUGUCUCCUAUUCCAUUUUCUCUGGUGGCUUGGGCCAUUUCACCAUAGGCCGGUCAUCGGGUACGCUCAAGCUGAUAAAGGAGUUUGACUUUGAGGCAUUAGAGGACUCUGUCAAGGAGGUGGUGGUGGUCGCCAGUGAUGGGGGAGGGAGGACAGACACGGUCACAGUCACAGUGACAAUCGGUGAUGUUAAUGAUAACAAGCCAGUGUGUGAGUCCGUGGCCAUGGAAGCUUCUGUGCCAGAGGAUGCUUUCACUGGAACACCUGCAGAUGUGUUCACGCUGAAUUGUACAGAUCCUGAUGCGAUAAACUAUCUCUUCUACGGGGUUCUUAUUGGCGAUCCAAACGCAUUCACCAUAACUGCAAACGGGGUCUUCCAACGAACUAAAGCCCUAGACUACGAGACAGAAACCGGUUACAGGCUUGUGUUGGGCGCAUCCGAUGGGGUUUUCACAGAGCAGAUUCAGGCCAUGGUAAGAAUACUGGAUGUUAAUGAAGAUGUCCCUGCCUUCAGCUCGCCUUCCGUCAGUGUGACAUGGUCAGAAGACACGUCUCCAGCCACAAUGCUCAUCACCUACGUAGCCACUGACAGUGACCCGGGUCUUUUUGGAAUGAUCACUUACUCUAUUUCCACAGUGUCUAGUAGUGGUGCCUCUCUGUUUGAGGUAAACCCUACAUCUGGCAAAAUCUUUCUCCUGAGAAGCCUGAACUACGAUACUUUACCUGCUGGUGAGAAGUACUACACCAUCGUGGUCAAAGCUACAGAUGGAGGAGGCCUCCAGGGAUUGGGCACUGUGAGCAUUAUGGUAACUGAUGUGAAUGACGAUCCUCUAGCCUGUUUUCCUGUCUACAGGCAGCUAUCACUGACAGAAAACACACCUGCAGGUGACUUACCCAAGGCCUUGGAGAGCUCCCUUAACUGCACAGUCAUGGUUGACCUGACCUUUGAACUUACCCAGACCCCACCAGGACUCGAGUUUACCAUAGACAGUGGUUCAGGAGCCAUAAGCUUAGUUAGUGCCCUAGACUAUGAGACAGUGAAGAAGUACACCUUGAUGGUUGUUGUGCAAGAUUCUAGGCAACCCAUGCCUAUGUCCACCACUGUGAUAGUGGUUGUGUUAGUGACUAAUGUGAACGAGGGCCCUCCAACCUUUAUCACUGACUAUGCUGUCUCUGUGUCCGAGUCCGCACCCAUUGGUUUUUCUGUGCUUGACAUCAGUGCAAACGAUCCAGACGAUCCUGACACACCUGAGGGAAAUAUUAUGUAUUCUAUAGUGAUGGGGAACUACUAUGAUCAGUUUGUCAUUGAUCCUUCCUCAGGGAGGAUAAGGGUAAACAAGAAUCUGGACAGAGAGAGCACCAUGCUCUUCAUGUUGCAUGUAAAGGCUGUGGAGGAGGCGACUCUGGCCAGUGCGAUGGCCAUCCUGAAUAUAACUAUAGACGAUGUGAACGACUUGAUUCCACGCUGUACCAGCUAUGUCAUUCAUGCCUCAGUCAGUGAGACUUCCCCUGUAAAUUCGAAUGUCGCCAACUUCCCGUGUCACGACCCUGAUGGAGAAAUCCUCCAGUACACUCUCAUAUCUGGAGACACAGCGAUAUUUAACACCAAUGACGCCAGUCUUAUCCUCCUUUCUACAGUGGACUAUGAGUUCGAGACAAAAUCCUAUGAGGUGACCAUUCGAAUGUCUGAUGGUACCUAUGAGAGAGAUCUUGAAAUAAUUAUAGAUGUGACUCCUGUUAAUGAGGAUUCUCCAGUGUUUAUAGGGAGUGGAAUAUACAGUGUCGCAGUACCAGAAGACACGGCUCCCGGAACACUCUUAAUUCAGGUGUCAGCAGUUGAUUCCGACGAUGGACCAGAUGGCAUGGUAGUCUUCUCUAUGGUUGCACAUUCCAUGUUCCUGCUAGAUGGAGGAACAGGGAAGAUAAUUCUGCAGAAUUACCUGGACUACGAGACAACGUCAUCUCACACAUUGGAGAUCAUUGCAGCUGAUAUGGGAAUCCCUGCCAAAACUUCUACCGCCACCAUAGAAGUAUCUGUGGUUAACCAGAAUGAGGGACCUCCUGUUUUCAACCCCAAAAUAUAUGCUGGGUCAGUGUCUGCGGACAGCACAGUGGGCACAACUGUACUGACCCUGACAGCCUCUGACAUAGAUUCAGGUGUGGAGGGAGAAAUCACCUACAGCCUUCUUUCUGGUAGCACUGGAAAUGUGUUCAGGGUAGAGAAAGAUGGUGCAUCUGGAGAAUGCAAUCUUAUCAUCCAUGACGUGACAACUCUGGAUGAUGACAACCUCUCCUCCUAUGAGCUGAAGGUACAGGCAAGUGAUGGAGGAGGGGGGCUGGCAGAGGCAUCUGUUUUGCUAAGAGUGACAUAUGUGAAUGAGUUUGCUCCUGUUUUCAUCCCACCUGCCAGUACAAACUUUUCUCUGGCAGAGUCAUCUCUUAGUGGUACCACUUUGGUUGAGCUGCAAGCUACAGAUGCUGAUGCUGGACUGGACGGGGAGAUCACAUAUUCGCUGACAUCAGGACAUAUGUGGAGGUUUACUAUUGAUAGAUUCACUGGUGUUGUGUCAGUCAUUCAUGAGUUGGACAGAGAGACUGUGCCGUUGUACAUGCUGGAGGUGUUAGCCACAGACAGGGGUGUGAGUCCAUCUACACUUUCGGCCACCUUGUCUUUGACUGUUCAUGUGACUGAUGUUAAUGACAUGAUACCAGUGUGUACGAUGCCUAGCUUAAUCGUGACCACACCAGAAAACACAGCUCUGUCAACCUCUAUAUACCAGCUGUCUUGUACUGAUUCGGAUGAAGAUGGACCUAACAGCGAGUUAACCUAUGAUAUAUUUGCGGGUACAGGCAAAGGACACUUCUCAGUGGACAGUACUACAGGGCAGAUCACUACGGCAUCUAUGUUUGACCAUGAAUCAGAGAACCAAUACUUUCUGUCAAUUAAUGUGUCUGACCAAGGAACACCCAGUCUUUAUAAUUUGUUGAACAUGAAAGUUCUAAUUACAGAUGUGAAUGACAAUGAUCCUCAGUUUUGUUGUUCUCCAUACACUGUGGCUGUUUCUGAAGAUAUCCCUAAUAAUGAACCAGUUUUGCAGGUUGAAGCCACAGAUUUGGAUUCUUAUCCAGCUGGUAAAGUGCUGUAUAGUAUGCUGUCUGGAAAUGCAGGCAAUAAAUUUUCCAUAGACGUUUUUGAUGGAGUGAUAGUGACUAGUGGUCAGUUGGACAGGGAGUCUAUGGAUUCCUAUUCUCUGGUAAUUCUGGCCAAAGAUGCUGGUGUGCCGAGCAGGAGUGCAAGUGCCACUGUUAUUAUUGAAGUGAAUGAUGUAAAUGACAAUGCCCCUUCCUGUCCUGCAUCUAUUUAUAAUGCAUAUGUAGAUCGUAAUGUAUCUUUGCCCCACUCUAUAUUGACAAUCUCAUGCUCAGAUAUGGAUGAGAACAACUCUGUGACGUACUCCCUGGUGACAGCAGGCAUUCCAUUUUCCAUAGAUAGCAGCACAGGAGAGUUGAUUGUAUCUGAGGACCUGAGCAACCCCCCUAUCAUUGAGACCUACUACGUCAAUGUGAGUGCGUCUGAUGGACUCCUGUUUAGCAACAUCCUAGUGAUUAUUGAGGUGUUCACGUAUAUCAAAGUUGAGGAUCCCCCAGUGUUCACACCUGCAGGGCCUGUCAAUGUUAGCUUCACUGAGACGACAGUACGAGGAACCAUGGUAACCCAGGUAACUGCCAUGGCCGUGCCUUCGACCCACAUCCUCAGCUUCUCUAUUACUGCUGGAAAUGCUGGCAAUGUGUUUGAAAUGAAAAAUUUAUCGGGGAUUAUACAAACGAUGAAACCUGUAGACUAUGAGAGCCAAGCAGUGUAUGAGUUGGAGGUGACGGUUGUGGACAUCUCUUCGUCAGAAUUGUUCUCCGCCUCCACUACUGUCAUUGUAAACAUUGUGGACACGAAUAAUUAUCCACCAGUGUGUAACCCUAAUGAGUUCACAACCAAGAUUCCAGAGAGCUACAGUGGAACACUUCUAACUAUCACUUGUACUGAUGGGGACAGUUCAUCUGUCCUGACAUAUAGUAUUUUAUCAGCAAACGACAGUUUUUCUAUUGACCCUAACACAGGUGAACUGUCUACAGCAGGCACAUUGGAUUAUGAAGAUACAGCGACCUAUGAUAUAGUUGUGGAAAGCACUGAUGGAGAAUUUUCCUCUUGGGUUUUAGUGAGAGUAACUGUUGAACCAAUCAAUGAGCAUCCACCUGUGUUUCCUGUGAGUGCCUACCGCUAUAUUACUGCUGAGGACACACUCCCUGGCACUCCCCUGCUGUUUGUCAUGGCUACUGAUCAAGAUGUUGAAGAACAUGGCACUCAGCGCUAUUCUAUUGUAGGUGGAAACGAAGAGCAGAAAUUUAUGAUAGACAGUGUAUAUGGUGUAGUGACUCUUUUUAAAAAGCUUGAUCGAGAACAAGCAGAGAAUUAUACUCUAAUUGCACGUGCUGUUGAUUGCAAAGGCGUAUUAAUACCAGAGUCCCUUACCGCAACUAUCCCUGUAAUAAUUUUUGUGACUGACAAAAAUGAUAACUUCCCAAAGUUCACACCGAAGUCCUACAUGGUGAAUGUUUUAGAAACUGCUCCAGGUGGAAGUAUAUUACUGACAGUCACUGCAACUGACGAUGACCCUGAGGAAAAUGGCCGGCUGACUUUCUCCAUAGUAAGUGGUAAUGACGAUGCAAUCUUCAAUAUGACUGGGAGGAACCUGGUAAUGAAUCUAGGGAGCAGCCUGAGCUAUGAAACCAGACCUUUUCAUUUUCUUGUUGUGGAAGCCUGGGAUAAUGGCAUGCCUCCUCUAUCUGCUCAAGCCACAGUCACUGUUGCUGUGAACUUAGUGAACAAGUUUCCCCCAAUUAUGGUGACAAACUCCUCCGUUACAAUAGCGGAAGACACACCCAUUGGGACUGUCAUUUUCACUGCCUCUGCCACAGACAAUGAUACAGCCACCAGUGAUAACAUAGUCUACUCCAUCAUUACUGACAGUACACCUGCAUCACCUUUCUUCAUCAGUUCACUGACAGGCAAUGUUCAGGUUUCAUCCGCUCUUGACUUUGACACAGGACCAACAGUGUAUGUUCUGGAAAUUCUUGCCCAAGAAAAUCAUGGUUCUGGGACUGCUUUCUCAACUACUACAACACUCAGUGUUACACUUACUCCAGUGAAUGACCACACCCCUGUUUUUCAGUCCAAUAAGUGGUCCUUUAUGUUUGCGGAGAACAUAAAUGCGUCCAUGCCCAUAGGGACAGUUGUGGCAACAGAUGGUGACAGUGGUCCAAGUGGAAACAUUACUUACACUAUAGUGGUGGGAAACACCACUCUCUUCUCUGUAGAUGGUACCAAUGGUGAAAUCAAAGCUGUUUUGCCUGGAGAUGCAGCCUAUAGGCUUCAGAAAUAUUUCUCUCUGAUGAUCAGUGCCACGGACGCAGGAUCUCCACCCUUGUCUUCUGACACUGUUGUGCUCCUGACAGUAAUAGAAAGUAAUCUAGCCCCUGUGUUUCCCCUCAGUGAUGUUGGGGCGUUUGUAUCUGAGUUUGAUGCUAUAGGCACACAGGUAUUGGUUCUGUAUGCAGAUGACUCAGAUUCCGGUGACAAUGGAUUGGUAUCCUACAGCCUCUUUAAUACUACAGCUUUUACCAUUGGCUCCUCGUCUGGAGUGAUAACAACAGUAACAGGCUUUGACAGGGAAACAAAAGACAUCUACGUGUUUGGGGUGAUGGCAGAAGACCACGGAUCACCUCCUCUAUCAGACAACUGUACUGUCACGGUAGUGGUAAAUGAUGUCAAUGAUAACCGACCUGUUGUUAAAGGCAUUUAUAACUUUGCCAUACCAGAAGAUUCCACGCCAGGUAUUGCUGUUACUAAAAUCAAUGUCAGUGAUGCAGACAUUAUGGAAAAUGCAGCUUUGAACUUUGAGAUAACCUCAGGUAACAGUGACAACUUCUGGGCACUAGAGAGAGACUCAGGUGUGUUAAAGUUGGUAAGACAGGUGGACUAUGAGACGGUCGACUUCUACUCCCUUGUGGUCCGUGUCAGGGAUAAGGGCGAUCCGCCAUUGAGUACCUUCUUGCCUGUGACAGUUACCAUUGAGGAUGUGAACGAGUUCUCACCUGUGUUCAGUUCUAGCAACUACAGUUUUGUCAUCAGUGAGAAUACCUUACCUGGCUCAUCGGUAUGGCAGAUAACUGCUACCGAUGAGGAUGCAGGAAUAAAUGCUGAAGUGGAGUAUACUCUGGUUGACAUCUUGACGGGGGUAUCAGACUUCACUGUGGAUUCCAUAAGAGGAGAUGUGCUGUCUGUCAACCCAUUAGACCGGGAAACACUGGAUAAUUAUGUUCUUGUAUUCCGUGCCUCUGACAAGGGAGUUCCUAAACUCUACAGUGAUGUUCAGGUGAAUAUUACAAUAACUGAUAUCAAUGACAAUUCACCUAUGUUAACUGUUGCCCUCAGUGGGUCUGUGAUGGAGAACUGUGCCAUAGGCACUAGUCUAUUACAGGUACAAGUAUCUGACAGUGACUUGGGACUGGGUGGCAAGGUGGUGUUGUCCAUUAUGACAAGCACCAGUGAAGGCGCGAGGGCAGAUCAACUGGUGGCAGUGAAUGCCUCCACAUUACUGGUCACAACCAAGUCAGACAUUGACAGAGAGACUGAUCCAACCUUGGACUUUGUGCUGGUGGCCAGAGACCAGGGAACCCCAUCUUUGAGUUCAUCAACAGAAAUUCACAUCUCUGUCAUGGAUGAGAAUGACAACCAUCCUGUGAUGAACAAGCAAUUUGACAGUCUAGAAGUAGCGUUUGAUGGAAAGUGCACAGAGGUGAUCACUAGCGUCUCUGCUACAGAUGCAGACCUGGGCCAGGCAGCUUCUGUCAGCUAUUACACGAAUGACUCCAGCGACCCCUUCUUCAUUGAGGAGAUUUCAGGGGAUGUACGGCUGAUAGGUCUGGCCUAUGCUGGUGCAACCUACGUACUGGAAAUUUAUGGUGUAGACAAUGGUAGUCCUGCCCUGGCGUCCCUCACACCAACGGUGUUAAGAAUUGAUGCCCUUGACCUCUCCGCUGAUGCCGUGUCUUUUGCCUUGUUAAUCAGCAGGGACUACUACUUGGCACAUGAGGACAGCUUUUUGAGCAAUCUCACAGCUGUGAUCAAGUCUAAAUACCAAAAUGCUGUUGUUAAACGAUGGUGUAUUGAGGAAGUUGAGGGAUCAUCCUCUAACCUUGCUCAGAGGCGGCGACUGUUAAGUGCUGGAAUGAACCCAAUUAUGGUUCACGUUUAUGUCCUCGAAGAUGGUUCCCCAGAUUCCUUGGAAGAAAAGAAGAAAACACUAAGUAGUGAAAAGGUCCUUAGUUUGGUGGUGAAUGACUUUGAUGGUUCUCUGUUGCCAGAGUUGUCAGGUGGUGACUGGGAUAAUUUUGGGAUAUUCCAGGUGGUUCCCUACAAACUACUGCCCUCAUCAAAAUUAACUUUUGAUGUCCUCACUAUAGGCUGCUCUAUUGUUGGUGGCCUCCUCUUCCUUGUCGUCACUGCUACCAUCUUCUACUGCUCCAUGGUACCACUGCCAAAUCGGUAUGGACCCAGUUAAAUGGCUAGAUAAAUGGGUGUGAUCGCUUAACAUUUUCCUUCAUACACAAGCCGGUUCCUGACUGUGUAGGACUGCAAAUUAAUGUCUAUUGGACAUGAUCACUCAACAUUUCCAACUUAUACAAGGCGGUUCCAAGCUGUGUAAAACACAUUAUUUUAUGUUACUACCUCUUGCUUUACAUGCAAAACUGUACAUAAAGAGUGGCAUAUUGUAGAAAUAAUAAAAGAGUACACAUCUUGGACUGACUUGUUUUUGGCUCAAUAGUACUACACAUAAUGUUCACAAUAUUUAAGGCUAAUUUCGUGAAUUUGAUUGAUCACGUCCCUCAAAUAUUAAGAUGUGCCAUAAUAUAAUUUUUACAUCAGAUAUACACUACCAGGACAUUUAGUGAUAAACGUUAAGGGGUUUUGUAUU